AUGUCAACUAUUCAAGAUCUCACAACACAAACAUGCCUGGAAGCUCUUGAAGCUACUAUGGGAAAUAACAUUCCUUUGGAAAACAUUGGCCAUUUACUGGCUGGAGAACAAGAGAUAGGACAAGUACCCAAUGACAAGACUCUUCAAGACAUUAGACGUCCUGGUGGAAGUGUUCCUGGCAACUCUUGGAAACUUUUGGCCGUAGCAAUCUAA
Phycomyces blakesleeanus NRRL 1555(-) is the source of this 213-nucleotide messenger RNA. RefSeq lists its product as hypothetical. The record is from RefSeq and is a predicted model, not a curated record. The coding region runs from base 1 to 213 and encodes 70 amino acids. NCBI's taxonomy places the organism in Eukaryota, Fungi, Mucoromycota, Mucoromycetes, Mucorales, Phycomycetaceae. The transcript is spliced from 2 exons.